GUUUCCGGUCAAAGGCAGGAGCAGUUGAGUUCUGACUAGAGUCGAUAGAGCGUGAUAGAAGUCAGCAGAGAGUCCGUUUCUCCUUAAACCUCGUUGAAAACUCCUUCCCCUCCGUCCUUCCGCUCUUCAACGCUCCGCCGCUUCUUCCGCCGUCCCUCCGCCUCUCAUUCUCUCUCUUUCUCCUCCGCGUCUAAACCCCUUUCCAGGGUUUAGGGUUUUGCCCAAAGCCCAAUAAGGUUUGGUCCUUCAGAGGUUUCCAUUGGCCUUUCCAUAUUUCAUAUUAUGCGAAACUGAAUUCACUGUGAUCAAAGCAAUGCUUGAGAAAGCCAAGGACCCUAAGAAGGGCUUUAUCACCGAAGAAGAUACCGCCACUCUCUUACAAAGGUAUGCGCCGACGACUGUGCUGGCCCUGGUGCGGGAAGUGGCGAACUAUCCUGAUGAGAAGAUCGAUUGGAAUCGGUUGGUGGCCAAGACUUCAACUGGAAUUUCUAAUGCCAGAGAAUAUCAGAUGCUUUGGCGCCAUUUAGCGUAUCGUGAAGCUCUGCUUGACAAAUUAGACAGUGGGGCUCAACCUUUGCAGGAUGAUGAUAGUGAUUUAGAAUACGAAGUGGAAUCUUUUCCUGCUGUUAGUGCUGAAGCUUCAACAGAAGCUGCUGCAUGUGCGAAGGUUCUAAUUUUAUUUGGUUUAUCAAGUGACGCAAGUCAUCAAAAUGGUUUAACAGUUGAGGGUCCGUUAUCAAUGAAUUUACCCAAUGGCCAGGCAUCUAGAUCUCAUCAAAAUUCACAAGCAACAUGUUCAAUGCGAGGGAAGAACAUUACAGUUCCAGUUUCGGUUCUGAAAAAUCCCCUCCCUGUAGUGACAGCAUCUACAGUGGAAACUGCUGAAGGAGAUGAUGCAUUAGGAAAUGUCAUGGCUCCUCGAAAGAGAAGAAAGAAGUGGUCUGAGGCUGAAGAUUUGGAGCUGAUUGCUGCUGUGAAAAAACAUGGGGAAGGAAAUUGGGCAAAUAUCUUACGAGGAGAUUUCAAAGGGGACAGAACACCUAAUCAGCUAAAGCAGAGGUGGAAAAAAAUUAGGACGAACAAUCCAGACUUGAAUGUUGGAGGCGGCUCAAGUAGUAAACUUUCAGAAGCACAGGUAGCAGCUCUUCAUUCAUUGUCCAUAGCCCUGAAUAUGCCUAACAUCACAGCUAAUACAAUUGGCACCGCUGGGACAAGUACGCACAGCAAGCUUGCUGGAACAAAUGCAACUAGCAACUCUGUGCAUUGUACUACUGCUGAAGCAAAACCGCAGUCCCAGCAAGGCCUUAACCCAGUGAAAACAUAUCAAACAGGAUUGUCGGGCUCCACAACAAAAGCUCCAGUGAUCGCCAAAAAAACUAUACCGAAGCUUACUAAUGGUAUGGUAAGAGCCGCUGCGGUUGCUGCUGGGGCUCGCAUUGCUUUUCCUUCAGAUGCUGCAUCACUUCUCAAGGCUGCUCAGGCGAAGAAUGCUGUCCAAAUCAUGCCUACAAGUGGUUCUUCUACCCAAUCUGUUAAACCUGGCAGCAUGUCUACCCACUCAGAACUUCCUCCUAAUGUACAUAUAAUGCGUAGCAGCUCGGCUGCUAUACCACCUUCCAUCCCUUCAUCCACUGCUGCCACACCUGGCACUACACGCCCUCGGUCUUCAAAAGUUCUUCCUCAGGCAAGUCAGCACACUCCAACUAGUGACGCAAUGUUAUCCAGACAGACCAAUGUUGUUAGCUGUAACCUGGAUGCUGAGCCGGGCUCUGCUCCGACAGAUCAGGUCCAAGAUGGAGCAGUGAUCUCUAGGGAUGGACCGAAUGACCGAGUUCAAAAGGAUAAAUCACCUGACCAGAAAGCUCAGUCAAAAAAUUUGUCAACGAAUGCUGAAAAUCCCGUUGAUUCACCGAAGAUCGAAAGUGAUGAAACUGAUUGUAAAGCUGUCGCAGGUGUAAAAGCUGAAGAGAGAAAAAGUGCAAAAGAUAAUGAGAUUCCGUGUUCGUCUGCUAAUGUAGGAGGCAGUGAUCCAUCUGCAGUUGACAGUUGUGAAACCGAAGCGCAAGUGAGAAGCACACAGAUCUUCUCACCAUUGCAACAGAUGGAUGCAAGGGAAAGCAGGUCUUAAGCAAAGAGGAGGGUGACAUUUAAGAUCUAGGGGAAGAAGAGGAUUGGAGUAUCUUGUAAAGAUUGUGAUGUAAAUUUAGUUAGACUUAAUGAAUGUUUUGGAUCUUAACGAUGGAUGGAUGGAUGGAUGGUUCUUGUCAAUGAUGUAAAUUCGUUCAGUUUUGGAUGGUGAUGGUGUUCCUGCAUUGCAUUACAGUAUUCAAGUUGAGCACCCUGUUGAAUUU
Pyrus x bretschneideri (Chinese white pear) is the source of this 2351-nucleotide messenger RNA. RefSeq lists its product as uncharacterized. The record is from RefSeq and is a predicted model, not a curated record. The transcript is spliced from 6 exons. NCBI's taxonomy places the organism in Eukaryota, Viridiplantae, Streptophyta, Magnoliopsida, Rosales, Rosaceae. The coding region runs from base 314 to 2128 and encodes 604 amino acids.